This is a messenger RNA of Musa acuminata AAA Group (dessert banana), 1436 nucleotides long. Its product is annotated as protein phosphatase inhibitor 2-like. Gene Ontology annotation, molecular function: protein phosphatase inhibitor activity. Gene Ontology annotation, biological process: regulation of signal transduction. Bases 513 to 1073 code for a protein of 186 amino acids. The transcript is spliced from 5 exons. Lineage: Eukaryota; Viridiplantae; Streptophyta; Magnoliopsida; Zingiberales; Musaceae. The record is from RefSeq and is a predicted model, not a curated record.
UUCUGGCACUAACGAGAGCGUACCGAUCGUGAGGAGCAGGGCAAGCGGCCGAGGCGCUGCCGUCGGUGGCCGCCAGCGUCACUCCCGCUCACCGGGAAAUGGUAAAUGGGCGGAUAGUAUUUGGGCCGCCCACCAGUGUAGUAUUUGGGCCGAUACGAAUGGGCUCUAUUUGGGCCAUUUCAAACCCAACAAGUCGAACACGAAGUGAUUCGUGUUUAGGAAUGUAUUAUAGCGAGCGAGUAAAAUUGACUUGAAAUCGGCACAUUUAAGUAGAAGCCACGUCACAGACGAAUGAGCAUAAUGGUUCGUGACGUCAUUACGCGGACCAGAUUUGGUAGUUUCGUGGGCGCGUGUACGUUGGUCGGACAGUCGCAGCAGCAAAAAGUCCCGCCGGCCCAUCGCCCGCCACGGACCGCCUCCUCGCGCGCUAUACCGCCGUCGCCGGCGCUUCCCCUCCCCCGUGCGCUGCCGCUCGCCGGUUGGUUUUAGUAGUUCCUUAAGUUUUCUGGUUGAUGAAGAAGAUACAACACUUACAAAUUAUGAGCUUGUUUGUUUCAUGCUUGUUUCUUAGAAAGAGUCGAGUUAGAUGGAAUGAAGCAAACUUGGAUGAGAUUGAAGCAAAUAAACCAGUGAGGCAGAAAAUAACAGAGCCUAAGACACCUUAUCACCCUAUGAUCGAAGAUGAUGGUGCUGUAUCACCGAGACUUGCUUUCAACGAAUGCUUGGAUAAUUCUGCUCAUGCUGAAGCUCUUAUGACUGCUUUGAAUGAUGUAGCAUCUUCAAGCAGAAGCCCUAACGGGGAUUGGACAUCUUCUGAAGAUGAAACUGAUGCCAUGGAGCAAGAUGAUGAUUCUGAAGUGGAUGUUGCAAGGUUGAGUUUCACGGAGCACCGGAAGGCUCACUAUGAUGAAUUCCAUAAGGUCAAAGAACUCUUGCGAGCGAAGUCCCUUGUUGAUGAGGAUGAAGAAGACAACAGUGGCGGGGAAACUGGCAAAGAGAUCGGUGAUUCAACGUCGGAUGAAGUGAGGGGACCCGAAUCUGGUGAAGCUCAAAAUUCCACACCCAACAAAUAAAAUAAGGGAACUACGUCCCCCAUGUGAUGCAGCCCACCGGUGAAUAAUUUCCAAUAAGAAGACAUCCGAGCCAUUUGCUUCGAUCAUUGAUUUCUGCUUAAAUGAAAAAAAAGCACGUAUCGUGAUCACAUGGCUUGUGGUUAUCCGACUUUUAGUGCAAAAUCUUUGAUUCUCUAAUCCAUCUUACUUUAUGUGAUGCCAAGUCUGAUCUACCUUUCUCUCCACAGCAUCUUUUGACUGUAUUUGUACUACGGUUGUUCCAUGUUUUCUCACCUCCCUUUUUCCUGGCAGUGUUUCUGGAGAGCUGUAAAUCUUCAUUACAAACUGUGUAAACGGUUGAAUUCUGUGGUUUCUUUCACUCGA